Molecule: messenger RNA, 318 nt
Organism: Sinocyclocheilus grahami
Lineage: Eukaryota; Metazoa; Chordata; Actinopteri; Cypriniformes; Cyprinidae
Product: TRAF-type zinc finger domain-containing protein 1-like
Exons: 2
Coding region: 37-318 (93 amino acids)
Cellular component (GO): mitochondrion
Source: RefSeq, a predicted model, not a curated record
CUCAUUUUUCAUUAUGUCUCACAGGUAAAAUGUAAGAUGUGCAAUAAAAAGAUGGAGAGAAGGCAUCUAUUGGAUCAUGAGAAAGAUGAGUGCACUGAGAGGCCUCCGAUCUGUGAGUUUUGUCAGCUUGAGCAUCCUCUGAGCAAUCUAAAAGAGCACAAAGUGUCCUGUGGGAGUCGCACGGAGCGCUGCUCUGACUGUGGCCGGUACGUUAAACUAAUGGACCAGCUUGAGCACGCUCAGAUCUGCUCUACUACCACCCCCACAGCAUCAAAGGACCUUGUCCCUGAGGAUGAUACUUCUGACACAGAUGGUUAG